GUCGACAUCAAAAUGCACGUUGAAUAUCUUGUCGUGUGUUUCUUCGUCAUAAUGAGUGUGGCGUGCUCAAAAAAGACUCCAAACGACGCUGAAUUGGCCAAAAUCAAGGCAUCACCUGAGUUCAAAGAUGCAAAAGCCAAGGUUAUGACAGUGUUGUCAUCAAAAAUUGAUAAUUAUGUCCUCGAAAAUCUUCGUAAACGGAAAACUCCAACUGGAAAUGACUUUUAGUAGCAACAGUCUUUCUCUUCCUUCAUUCUUAUAGUGCCGCCACUUACAUUGUCACUUUUAGUCUUCUUUAUCACCUGACGAGUAAGAUGCACUCAACGCCCAGUGAGCAUUGUUAUCUUUAUGCCAGGUCAUUCACAUAAAUACGCUUGUAUAAAUUUCUGUCCACAGCCUUUUGUUCUUACCUCCUUCACCGCUGUUCGAAUACGAACAGAAUGUGACAGGAAUUUUUCAUGUGAAAUAAUAGCUGGUG
Heterobilharzia americana is the source of this 478-nucleotide messenger RNA. The record is from the annotation of a GenBank genome assembly. Lineage: Eukaryota; Metazoa; Platyhelminthes; Trematoda; Strigeidida; Schistosomatidae.